AUGUCAGAACUGACAAGAGAAGAGUUGGAAGAGGUCCGCGAGGUUUUCGAUCUGUUUGAUUUCUGGGACGGAAGAGAUGGUUUGAUUGAUGCUGUCAAAGUCGGUGACCUACUGAGAUGCGUCGAGCUCAACCCAACAUUGGCACUGGUGAAGUCCUGGGGUGGCACAGACAGACCAGGAGAGAAGCAAUACUCAUUUGAAGAAUUCCUGGCCAUCUACAAACAGACAAAGAACGUCAAGGAAUGGGGGACUUUCAGAGACUUUGUGGAAGCCUUCAAAUCCUAUGACAGGGAAGGCCAAGGCUACAUCAGCGCUGCAGAAAUGAGACAUCUUUUGACAGCCAUGGGAGAGCGUCUGAGCGAUGAACAAGUUGAUGAAAUCAUCAAGCUGACAGAUAUCUAUAUUGACUUGGAAGGCAAUGUAAAAUAUGAUGAUUUUAUCAACAAAGUUUUGGCAGGCCCGAAGAUGUAA
Messenger RNA from Candidula unifasciata, 471 nucleotides. NCBI's taxonomy places the organism in Eukaryota, Metazoa, Mollusca, Gastropoda, Stylommatophora, Geomitridae. The record is from the annotation of a GenBank genome assembly.